Messenger RNA from Pseudovirgaria hyperparasitica, 300 nucleotides. RefSeq lists its product as uncharacterized. The record is from RefSeq and is a predicted model, not a curated record. The transcript is spliced from 2 exons. Lineage: Eukaryota; Fungi; Ascomycota; Dothideomycetes; Acrospermales; Acrospermaceae. Bases 1 to 300 code for a protein of 99 amino acids.
AUGUCGCUCGUUGUUGGUCUUGUGGAUCUGUUGCCUGCGGUGCAAGGCGACAGUCGAAAAGGCGGCAAGGCGGCAAGGCGGCAAGGCGGCAAGGCGGCAAGGCGGCAAGGCGGCAAGGCGGCAAGCCCUUUGCUAGACCGCAACAACGACGGCGACAGUGACAGCGACACUGACAGCAACAUCGACAGCAACAUUGACAGUAAUAUUGACGAGAACGUCGACAGCUACAGUGACGUCCAGCUACAGCAACGCCCAGCUUACCUGAUGCCAUAUCGCAUUGAAGAGGCCUCGCGAGUCUAG